This is a messenger RNA of Anguilla rostrata (American eel), 3580 nucleotides long. It is a transcript of the gene lonp1, whose product is annotated as lon peptidase 1, mitochondrial. Gene Ontology annotation, biological process: protein catabolic process; mitochondrion organization; chaperone-mediated protein complex assembly. The coding region runs from base 93 to 3131 and encodes 1012 amino acids. The record is from RefSeq and is a predicted model, not a curated record. Lineage: Eukaryota; Metazoa; Chordata; Actinopteri; Anguilliformes; Anguillidae. Gene Ontology annotation, cellular component: mitochondrial matrix. The transcript has 18 exons. Gene Ontology annotation, molecular function: single-stranded DNA binding; ATP-dependent peptidase activity; ATP binding.
AGCACUGAACUGACAGUUCAUUGGGUUUUAGUGUAAUCGUAAGCAAGUACUACCGGAAGUUUCUCUUUCUCGUGGAAAACUCGAGAUACAAUAUGGCCACCUGCACGAGAAUGUUGGGAGCGUGGAGACAAGGGUAUAGGGACGGAGCUGGUACUUUAUUUAGAAACAAACCCUGGGCAUUAAACACAGGCACAAGACAUUUUCUCCGGAGUGAUGUUUUCGUUACCAGCGAGCAGUUGGCGGCAAAACGUUUGUAUUCUACACAUGGGGCUUCUAGCAAACCAUCCAUAGGCAGGGGCAGGUUUGGUAACAGUAUUGCAUCAUUGACAGGAGCGAGGAGAUUCGCGUAUCCUAGUAAAUGGUACAAGGUCUUAAGUGUUUGGGCUGGGGAAACAGAUAUAGGAUGUAGAAAUUUAAUAAACUCUAACCAGAGAAGGUAUCUGUUUGGCAACCGAGGGAGCGGCGGCAGUAGUUUUCCGGGGGAAGACGGAGAAGGGAGCAGCGGUUCUGGGGGAGAGGAAGCAGGGGACGGUGGCGAUGGAGGAGCCGCAUACGCGCCCCCACAAAUGACGGCUCUGACACCAAUGCUGGUACCUGAAGUUUUCCCCAACGUGCCACUGAUCGCUGUCAGCAGAAAUCCGGUUUUCCCUCGUUUCAUCAAAAUAAUCGAGGUGAAGAAUAAGCAACUGGUGGACCUACUCAGAAGGAAAGUCCGUCUAGCCCAGCCCUACGCAGGAGUAUUCCUGAAGAGGGACGAUGCUAACGAGUCCGACGUGGUGGAAAGCCUGGAUGAUAUCUACACCACUGGUACCUUUGUGCAGAUCCAUGAGAUGCAGGACUUGGGUGAUAAACUUCGGAUGAUUGUCAUGGGUCACCGCAGAAUCAGCAUCACCAGGCAACUCGCGGUUGACCUUGACGAACCCCCCUCUGGGACCCCGCUGGAGGCCGAGCAGUCCAAGGCUCCACGCCGCAAGCCAAAACGACGUAAGGAGGGCUCGUCACUGACUGAUACCAUGGAGGAGCGUGUGCAGGAGGCGGAGCUUGUGAUUGAAGCUGUGACUGUGCCCCCCACAUCUCCUGAGAUACUCAUGGUGGAAGUAGAUAAUGUGCAGCAUGAGGACUUCCAGGUUACAGAAGAGGUCAAGGCUCUGACUGCAGAAAUUGUCAAGACCAUUCGUGACAUCAUUGCCCUUAAUCCACUUUACAGAGAGUCAGUUCUUCAGAUGAUGCAGGCUGGACAGAGGGUAGUAGAUAAUCCCAUCUACCUGAGUGACAUGGGAGCUGCAUUGACUGGAGCAGAAUCGCAUGAACUGCAGGACGUUCUGGAAGAGACUAAUAUUCCCAAGCGGCUGUAUAAGGCUCUGUCUCUAUUGAAGAAGGAGUAUGAGCUUAGUAAACUACAACAACGCCUGGGCAGAGAGGUGGAAGAGAAGAUCAAGCAGACCCACAGGAAGUACCUCCUGCAAGAGCAACUGAAGAUCAUCAAAAAGGAACUGGGUCUGGAGAAGGAAGACAAGGAUGCCAUUGAGGAGAAGUUUCGGGAGCGGCUGAAGGACGGUGUGGUGCCACAGCAUGUCAUGGAUGUCAUCAACGAGGAGCUGAACAAACUCAGCCUGCUGGACAGCCAUUCCUCAGAGUUCAAUGUGACGCGGAAUUACCUGGAUUGGCUGACCUCUAUGCCAUGGGGCAAAAACAGUGAGGAAAACCUAGAGUUGAGCCGGGCAAAGGAGGUGCUGGAAGAAGACCAUUAUGGGAUGGAUGAUGUCAAAAAGCGCAUCCUGGAAUUCAUUGCAGUGAGCCAAUUGCGAGGCUCCACUCAGGGCAAGAUCCUGUGCUUCUACGGGCCUCCUGGCGUUGGAAAGACCAGCAUCGCUCGCUCCAUCGCUCAAGCACUAAACCGAAAGUACUUCCGCUUCAGCGUUGGUGGCAUGACGGAUGUGGCCGAAAUAAAGGGCCACAGGAGAACAUAUGUUGGUGCAAUGCCUGGGAAGAUCAUUCAGUGCCUGAAGAAGACAAAGACUGAAAACCCCCUGGUGCUUAUUGAUGAGGUUGACAAGAUCGGUCGCGGUUACCAGGGUGACCCUUCGUCUGCAUUGCUGGAGCUCUUGGAUCCAGAGCAGAAUGCAAACUUCCUUGACCAUUACCUGGACGUGCCUGUUGAUUUGUCUAAGGUACUUUUCAUCUGCACUGCCAAUGUGACUGACACCAUCCCUGAGCCACUGAGGGACCGUAUGGAGAUGAUAAAUGUGUCUGGAUAUGUGGCCCAGGAGAAACUGGCCAUCGCCGAGAGGUACCUGGUACCCCAGCUGCGAAUUCUCUGUGGGCUGGAUGAGCAGAAGACCAGCAUUUCAUCUGAGGCCUUGAACGUCCUUAUCAGACAGUACUGUAGAGAGAGUGGUGUCAGGAACCUGCAGAAACAAGUGGAAAAGGUGUUCAGAAAGGCGGCAUUCCGCAUUGUGAAUGGUGAGGAGAGCUCUGUGCAGGUCACAGUUAAUAACCUCCAGGACUAUGUGGGGAAACCCAUCUUCACUGUGGACAGGAUGUAUGAUGUCACACCACCUGGAGUGGUCAUGGGCCUGGCAUGGACAGCUAUGGGUGGCUCCACACUGUUCAUUGAGACGUCUUUGCGGCGCCCACGGGAGAUGCGGGACAAAGAUGGCCCCCGGGAGGGCUCGCUGGAACUUACGGGGCAGCUGGGAGACGUGAUGAAGGAGAGCGCCAAGAUCGCUUACACCUUCGCCCGCGCCUUCUUCAUGAAGGAGCAGCCUGACAAUGACUUCCUGGUGGCAUCCCACGUACACCUGCAUGUGCCUGAGGGUGCCACUCCUAAGGAUGGGCCAAGCGCAGGAUGCACAAUUGUUACAGCUCUGCUCUCUCUGGCCACCGACACACCAGCACGGCAAAACGUGGCCAUGACAGGGGAGGUGUCUCUAACUGGCAAGAUACUACCUGUGGGUGGCAUUAAGGAGAAGACCAUUGCUGCAAAGCGAGCUGGUGUGACCUGCAUGAUUCUGCCUUCAGAGAACAAGAAGGAUUUCUCUGAUCUCCCGGACUUCAUCACAGAGGGCCUGGAGGUGCACUUUGUGGAACAAUACCACCAGAUCUACAACAUUGUUUUCCCCAGACAGUGACCCCUAUGGUCUUUGGUAUGUCACCAGUACUGAUGCGAUGUAGGCUUGAGCAGGCACUCUGUGCCUAUGGUGCUCAGUGGAAUCACCUGGAGGGAAGGAAUCCUGGAGAUCCAGUACUUUGAACUGGAUCACUGUGUAUUCGCUUCCCAUUGCCACCAAGUGAAUUCUGCAGGGUGUACAUUAGCUCAGUUUUUUUUUCCAUUGCUUGUGGUUCCACACCAUUGGUGGGCUUCAAAACACCAUGCCUGAUUGAGCUUGGGCAUGUGGACAGCCAAAGUGGACCACAGUAAAGAAGAGAACCGUCUUUAGAUGUGUAUAUGAGCAGACUGUAGAGGGAGGGUUGCUUAAUUCUGAAGACCACAAAUCAUGGAUCCAGAAGUACUACGGAUCAAGGCAUUGCUGCUAAGCAGCCCAAAUUAACGAAGAAUUAAACUUUUUUUUAAAUGUAA